AUGGCGCACCGCGUCCGCUGGUGCCGCUCCGUCGCGCGCACGCGCGCCGUGCACAUGGAUUCUUACUCGGUUUACGUGGUCCAGGACCUUGUCUCGGGCGGCAGCCUGCAGGCGCUGGCCGACGAGCAGGGCGGCAGCCUGACAGAGCCGGAGGCUGCCGCUGCGCUUCGCGGCGUGCUUGACGGGCUGAUGGCGUGCCACUCGGAGGGCAUCUGCUAUGGCGACGUGAAGCCCGCGAACUUCAUGCUGGCGUCCACCUACCCCUCCGCCGCCCACCGCGCCGACCCCUCCGAGCCGCGCGGCGCCAUCCACGUCAAGAUGAUCGACUUCGGCUGUGCCCGCAGCUGCCCAGGCGACGCGCCGUCCCUCGAGGGCCUCAGCGGGACGCCGGCGUACAUGGCCCCGGAGGUCGCGCGCGGCGCGCCCUACGGCCGCGCGUCCGACAUGUGGGGGGUCGCCGUAAUCGCGUACCAGCUGCUGACGGGGCGCUUCCCGCACUGGGACUGCGCCCUCGACCGGCUGGCCGGCAUGCCGACGCGGCAGGUGCUGGCUGACGUGGCAGCCGGCGACGUGAUGCUGGACACGCCCGCGUGCCGCGCGCUGUCGCCGGCCGCGCGCGACCUGCUGGGGGCGCUGUUUGAGCUCGACCCCGAGAAGAGGCCGCCGGCGUACUGCGCGAUGCAGCACCCUUGGAUGGUCGCGCACGGGACUGCCCCAGCGCACGCGCACGCACCCGCAGCGGCCGUGCACUUGGGUUGA
Messenger RNA from Monoraphidium neglectum, 759 nucleotides. RefSeq lists its product as hypothetical. Gene Ontology annotation, molecular function: calcium/calmodulin-dependent protein kinase activity; calcium-dependent protein serine/threonine kinase activity; ATP binding. NCBI's taxonomy places the organism in Eukaryota, Viridiplantae, Chlorophyta, Chlorophyceae, Sphaeropleales, Selenastraceae. The transcript has 2 exons. Gene Ontology annotation, biological process: peptidyl-serine phosphorylation; protein autophosphorylation; intracellular signal transduction. The record is from RefSeq and is a predicted model, not a curated record. Gene Ontology annotation, cellular component: nucleus; cytoplasm. Bases 1 to 759 code for a protein of 252 amino acids.